GAUUCUGUGGCAUCAUGGCGGGAACCGAGGCCCCCCAGCCGCAGAAGCGCUAUUACCGGCAGCGCGCCCACUCCAAUCCCAUGGCGGACCACACGCUGCGCUACCCUGUGAAACCAGAAGAGAUGGACUGGUCUGAGCUUUACCCAGAGUUCUUUGCUCCUCUUACUCAAAAUAAGAGCCAUGAUGAUGCAAAGGAUGAGAAAGAGAAGCAAGCUGGGGCCCAAGUGGAAUUUGCAGACAUAGGGUGUGGCUACGGUGGUUUGUUAGUGGCACUGUCACCACUCUUCCCAAAUACCCUGAUUCUGGGUCUGGAGAUCCGGGUAAAGGUGUCGGACUAUGUACAAGACAGGAUUCGGGCCCUCCGUGCCGCUCCUGGAGGUGGAUUCCAGAACAUUGCCUGCCUCCGCAGUAACGCCAUGAAACACCUGCCUAACUUCUUCCGCAAGGGCCAGUUGACGAAGAUGUUCUUCCUCUUUCCCGACCCACAUUUUAAGCGAACGAAGCAUAAGUGGCGAAUCAUCAGUGCCACGCUCCUGGCGGAAUAUGCCUACGUGCUGAGUGUUGGGGGCCUGGUGUACACCAUCACCGAUGUGCUGGAACUACACCAGUGGAUGUGCACCCAUUUUGAAGAGCAUCCACUGUUCGAGCGUGUGCCUCUGGAAGAGCUAAGUGAAGAUCCCAUUGUGGAACAUCUAGGCACUUCCACUGAGGAAGGAAAGAAAGUUCUACGCAAUGGAGGAAAGAAUUUCCCUGCCAUCUUCCGAAGGAUACAGGAUCCCGUCCUCCAGACAGUGACCCCCAAUCCCACCCUGCCUGACCACUGACUUCUAACCCUGCCUGAGCUGGACUCAUCUAGUAACUAGAAGAAAGAUCAACUCCCCACCCCAGGCCUGCUCAGACUGCUGGGACACGGCCAUGAUCUCUCCGAGAAGCUGGGUGUGGCCUGUAUUCUCACCCAUCACUGACUCUGUGUUCCUGCCCCUCCGCUGUCAGAAGAAAGCAGAAGAAGCUGACCUAGAAGGUCAAAGGACCUUGGACCAGAGGGUGUAUUUGGAGGGGUGUGGGGUUUUGUUCUCAGCUGGAGUGAAGAGGGCAGCGCCCUGCUGUCUAAGCUGUGUGUUUGGCUCAGGUUGCCCACCCCCCGUUGUGUUUACUCUGCAGUCCUGGGGAUAGUGUGUGUGCCCUCGUGCCCAUGCUGCUGUUUCCCAGGAAUGCUGGGGUGUGUAUCACGUGCCUCCUCUCGUCUCCUGGC
Molecule: messenger RNA, 1252 nt
Organism: Microtus ochrogaster (prairie vole)
Lineage: Eukaryota; Metazoa; Chordata; Mammalia; Rodentia; Cricetidae
Gene: Mettl1
Product: methyltransferase 1, tRNA methylguanosine
Biological process (GO): RNA (guanine-N7)-methylation; tRNA methylation
Cellular component (GO): tRNA methyltransferase complex
Molecular function (GO): tRNA (guanine(46)-N7)-methyltransferase activity
Source: RefSeq, a predicted model, not a curated record